This is a messenger RNA of Andrographis paniculata, 1617 nucleotides long. Its product is annotated as probable amino acid permease 7. NCBI's taxonomy places the organism in Eukaryota, Viridiplantae, Streptophyta, Magnoliopsida, Lamiales, Acanthaceae. Gene Ontology annotation, cellular component: plasma membrane. Bases 1 to 1335 code for a protein of 444 amino acids. The record is from RefSeq and is a predicted model, not a curated record. The transcript has 5 exons.
AUGUGUGAUCAUCCUAUUCCCGGCGAGCGAUCAGGCACCGUGUGGACUGCUCUGGCCCACAUCAUCACCGCCGUGAUCGGAUCCGGCGUGCUGACGUUGGGAUGGAGCUUGUCCCAGCUCGGAUGGAUUGCCGGCCCCUUCACCAUGCUCGCAUUCUCAUCGGUUACCCUAGCCUCCGCCCUUCUACUCUGCAAUUGCUACAAAUGGAGUGAUCCCAACACUGGCGUGUUGUACAGAAAUGGGUCAUACCUGGAUGCUGUCCACAGGAUUCUUGGGAAGAAGAAUGCAUAUGUGUGUGGUGUUAUUGUUCGGAUAAAUUUCAUCAAGCUGGGCAUUGUCUACACUAUUACAUCCUCCCUAAGCAUGAGAGCAAUUCAAAAAUCAAACUGCUACCAUAAGCUAGGGCAUGAAGCUUCUUGCAACUAUGGUAACACCUACUACAUGCUUAUAUUUGGACUCAUCCAAGUGUUUGUGUCUCAAAUACCUGAUUUCCGGAACACCGAGUGGCUCUCCGUCACAGCAGCAAUCAUGUCCUUCGCCUAUGCCAGCAUCGGUACAGGGCUUGGUCUGGCCAAAGUCAUAGAAAAUGGAGAAAUAAAAGGGAGCAUCUCAGGAAUGCCGGUUGUUCACGCUGAAAAUAAAGUAUGGUUGGUCUCUCAGGCACUUGGGGACAUUGCUUUCGCUUUCCCGUUCUCGGUUAUAUUCCUGGAAAUAAUGGAUACACUCAAGCCUUACCCGGUCGAGAAGGUCACCAUGAAGAAGGCAUCGAUAAUGGCAGUUUGCAUCACAUUGUUCUUCAACUUAUGCUGUGGAGGAUUCAGCUAUGCAGCUUUUGGUAACUUCACUCCCGGGAACCUCCUGAGUGGCUUUGGGUUCUACGAGCCCUACUGGCUCGUCGACUUUGCCAAUGUCUGCGUCGUCCUGCAUCUUGUGGGAGGGUACCAGGUGUUCACUCAGCCUAUGUACGCAAGCAUCGAGAAGUUCUUUACUGAGAAGUACCCCAACAGUGCAUUUGUUCACGGCCAGCUGAAGCAAAUGCCGGGCCUGCGACUGAAUCUCAUGAGGCUGUGCCUUAGAACUUCUUACGUCGGAUUAACAACAGGGUUCUCGAUGCUUUUCCCUUACUUCAACCAAGUUGUGGGAGUCGCAGGCGCAGUCAACUUCUGGCCGGUGGUUGUGUAUUUCCCGGUGGAGAUGUAUCUGGCGCAGAAGAAUAUCGCUCCUCGGACGAGGAAAGCCAUCCUUCUUCGAAUCUACAGCUUUGUAACAUUGGCUGUCAUUCUCUUUGCCUUUGUUGGCUCCAUUAAAAGCCUCAUUGCAGCUCGGUUCAGCUGAAAUCAAGAAAUGUUUUAGCUCGCGCUGUGUUAUCUAAAAAUGCGCAUAGAAUUCUCCAAGAAUAAAUAAAUAAAUAGAUUUUAGGUGAGACGAUCAUUGUGACGAGAGAAACAGACGUAACAACAUAUCCUUGCAAGAGUCGAGUAAGCUGUACAUACAAAUACAUACAUAUAUAUAUAGAGAGAGAGAAUGUGUGUGUAUAUGAUAUGAUUAAAUUCCGACCAGACCCUCUUGCAGGAAGCCUUUGCAAUGUAUGUCAAGAAUGAUUACUUUAGCAUAUAU